Messenger RNA from Daldinia loculata, 1588 nucleotides. Its product is annotated as putative cinnamoyl-CoA reductase. Gene Ontology annotation, molecular function: oxidoreductase activity, acting on the CH-OH group of donors, NAD or NADP as acceptor. The coding region runs from base 382 to 1401 and encodes 339 amino acids. Lineage: Eukaryota; Fungi; Ascomycota; Sordariomycetes; Xylariales; Hypoxylaceae. The transcript is spliced from 2 exons. The record is from RefSeq and is a predicted model, not a curated record.
AGGAAAAUAUAAGCCACCCUCCCAACCCACUAUAUUGUUCAAGUCAGCCCAAUAAAGAAUGAUGCCCGUACCCGGCACAGCACCUCAUCAUCCUUGAUGCAUGUGCCGAACCCCUCGAUCUAUUGUACCAUAACUGCAUAACUGCGCCGCUAGAUGCUACCGAGCGGUCCCCUAGAAAGGAAGAGCGUAGGAUAUACAAUAUUUCCUAAACAAGGAGUCGUUAAAAGCGUUGCAAUUGCACACCGAAAUGUUAGAGGUUGUUCUCCUGCCUCUCGCUAUCGCUCCCCCUUUUUUUCAACUCCUAUCUUUCCUUACUCGUAUUCCUAGAGUAAAGGAGUAAGCGAUAUCCAGAUAUAUACACCAAGUACAAGCCGAGACAAGAUGGCAGCGACAAUUCUUAUCACGGGGUCUACUGGCCUGAUCGGUUUUCGCAUCCUUCUUGCCGCUCUCGCCGCCGGCCACAAUGUGCGUUAUACGGUUAGAUCGGAAGAUAAAGCCAAGGUAGUCUCUUCAAACCCUGCUGUUCAGAGACUCGCGCCUGGCGAACGCCUCUCUCCGGUCAUCAUACCCGACUUCACUGUCGAAGGCGCCUUUGAUUCAGCCCUGCAAGGUGUCACACACAUCAUCCACGCCGGCUCACCCGUGCCCCUGCCGAACUACGAGCCCACAACGGAGAUAUUCCAACCCACGAUAAAAAUAUCUUCGGGCUUGCUCUCAUCCGCGCUUAAAACACCCAGCGUGAAGCGCCUCAUCAUAACUUCAUCCAUUGUCGCAAAUCUCGGCGCCGUGCCGCCCCCCACCGCCGUCUCGGCGAAAACGCGCGUUCCGCUACCUGACCCCGUUCCCGCUACUUUCGACAACGUCUUUGAUGCGUACGUGCUGGGCAAGAUAGUCGAGCUACAUAACUCGGAUGAGUUCGUCAAGACGCACAGUCCUCAUUUUACCGUAUCCCAUGUGGUGCCCGGAUACGUCUUCGGCCACAACGAGCUCGCCCUCGACGCCACUAUGAUGCAGACGCAGAAUAGCUCCAACAACUUCCUGAUGGUGGGCAUGGUGGGCGGGGAGCUGCCAUUCCCGAUCCACGGCGGCUUCGCGCACAUCGACGACGUGGCGGACGCCCAUCUACGCGUGGCAUUCCUCGACCCACAAUCGGAUGGACCUAAGGACUUUGGUAUUGCGACGAAGGUAGACUACGGAACAAUAUUCGAUCACGUCGCUAAGGCAUUCCCCAAGGCUGUUGCAGAGGGGGUCUUCAAGAGGGGUACGGUCCCGACGUUGCCUGUUGAGUAUGACUCCAGCGAUGUAGAGAAGCUGCUAGGCGAGAAGUUGAGAACAUUUGAGAGUGCGGUGGUCGACGUCGCUGCCCAAUAUCUUGAGACGCUGGGUAAGGAAAAGGCAUGAUGCGCGGGAUUAUGACCCGGGUGGAAGAACGAUGGAGCGCAGGCUAAACAUGGCUGACGUUCGACCGGGCUUAAAUACAAUGUAAAGGAUAUUUAGAAAUAUAAACACUCUUGAAUUACACCAUACUAGCGUCUAGUAUUUAUUCUCGUAGGGAGAAACCCCGAACUUCCAAUAAGCCAGACAGGUA